UGUCUGCGCUCCUGAUUGCACAGUGUCACUCGUUGCUUACAGUUGUUAAUGAAUUAACAAAAUGUCAUCUCCACCAAAGGUUUCGUUAUACGUAGGGUGUAUGAAUGCGAUCUAUACCGUCGCUCAUAUAUUGAUGGGUGGAGCAGUUUUUCUUACAUUUGCGUUAGCAGAUUUAAAUGAAAAUGCAUUAUAUAAAGCACACGCUUGUACGACUAUAAUUGGGGUCACACUACUUUGCAGUCAAGCGGUAUUGUCAGUUAACCCUUAUGUUGGAUUCGAAGACAAUUUUAUGUACCCACACAAGUCGAAAACUUACUGGCUCAUUCAAAUACUUGGCUCUGCGUUAGUACUAAGUGGAGCUUGUAUCGGUAUAGCGUCGGUUGGUGAAACUGUUUCUGCUAUCGAUGAUUUUCCGUUUCCCAUACCAGGCUUACCAGGCGUAAGCGUCAAGCACUUGCAAACUGAUCAUGGAAUUAUAGGUUUCUUAGUGUUGCUGUUGGCUGCCGUGACUUUGGUAGGUGCUAUUGCAAACUUAGUGAUUGCAGAAAGACUAAAAAGUUUUAUGAAGAUUUUGUACAUGCUUCUAGGAACUGGCACUAUAAUACUGGCCUAUAUAGCUGUCUGUAUUAAGUUUGGCGAUUAUAAUAAGACAUUAUCGUUAUUUGGUGAUGAAAUUGCAAUUUUGUCUUUGGGUAUAAGUUUUUCUGUCCUAUCAUUUGGCGCAUUGUUGGUCAUGAUGGGUGGUCGAGUUUUCGUGACUCGUAGUAUUCAGUUUUAAGUAUAACUAAGUAUUAUCAAUUAGAAUAUUUCUCACUAAUAAUUCCGAUCAAUCGUCAGUUACAUAAUGUAAAUUUUCCAACAUUUUUCAUUAUUUUCUUAAUGAUGACACUAUAUAUUAUCAAAACUUGUUAGUUUAGUCAAUUAUACCAUAAAUUUAUUUUAUUCUAUAAGGCAUAAAAUAUUCUUGAAUGUCCAGGAUAUCAUUUUUGCUCGAUAACAGUGAGACGUAUUAAAUUAAGCCUGACGUCACUACACCUUGCUUGAAGCUCAUGAAUACGAAUCCCGGAGUAACUUGAAUCUAAUAGAGCUUUUCUUGUGUAGAUCGCAUGAAGGAACCGUAUAUUUCAAUUUAUUAAUCGGCAAAUUUGUAUCUAUAUUUUUUGAAUAUGUAAAGUGUCGUCUCCUGUAUUUUUUAUUUUAUUUAAGUUGUUAAAGUACCUACAAAAAAAUUCAAAGUAACUUUAUUUGUAGAUCUUUUUGAAUAAACAUUUUCAAAUGUUAAAAUAAACUUAUAAACCGGA
Spodoptera litura is the source of this 1301-nucleotide messenger RNA. RefSeq lists its product as uncharacterized. Lineage: Eukaryota; Metazoa; Arthropoda; Insecta; Lepidoptera; Noctuidae. The record is from RefSeq and is a predicted model, not a curated record.